Apis dorsata (giant honeybee) is the source of this 1649-nucleotide messenger RNA. RefSeq lists its product as uncharacterized. The coding region runs from base 328 to 822 and encodes 164 amino acids. The transcript has 3 exons. Lineage: Eukaryota; Metazoa; Arthropoda; Insecta; Hymenoptera; Apidae. The record is from RefSeq and is a predicted model, not a curated record.
ACGAUUUAUGAGCCGAUUAGUGGCGAUCGGCAUUCACACGAGAGUAGUUCGAUAAUAAGAGAUCAGGGGGUCGGGACUGAUAAAGGUUGAUAAUGAGCCCCGACUCGACGUAACUACUCAGUUCCUCCGGUGUCGCACGCAAAUAAACUACAAUCUUUCUCGCCUCGAACGAACGGGUUGAACGUCUUAGAAACGUGUGUUUGAAGAAUAAAAAAUUUAAAAAUCGAUUAAAUAUUCCGAUAAUACUGUUACAUCAAGUUCUUUUUUUUUUGUCAGCAAUUUACAUAGCGAUAUAAUGUGACUAACAUCAUCCAGUUGGUCAUAAAUAUGAACGGCGAUGGUAAUUGUCAUACUAGGAAAUAUGGAUACCCGUUUAAUAACAUGGUGAUCGUGCCAUCACCCGGAUCCAUAUGGGAUUAUCCGUAUCUGAACCAGGUCACCAGCAUGAUGGGCCUGGUAUAUGGAACGAGAUCAAAGCCCGAGCAAGAUCUAUUUCCUUCCAAGAUUCGGAUUCCAGAGAUACAUAUGGAAAGUCCAUCGAAGUUCGAGUUGACGAAGACGGAGGUUCAGAUCGCGGAUGAAACGGAAUUAGGCGAGGUAAAAGUGAUGCCGUUAACGAGCAACGUGGCGACUUCGACGCCUGUGCAACCAGGAAGCAUUCCUUGCAAAAACGGUGGAUGCAAGAGUUGGGCAAGUCGAGCAGAAUCACGGAUGGAAAGCCCGUGGCAUUUUCUCAAGACCAUCUUUCUCAUUUCUGUGAUCGUUGCUUUGAUCUUGUGGGUAAUCGUUUACACAUUCCUCGUCCAAUAUCAAAUCUUGUGAAGAAUUCGACGAGUCGCGUGGAACUGUUGAAUACAUCGAGAACGUCGAGAAACUUGGAUGAUUUAUGCUCUUUCGUUUCGAAGGGAACGGAAUGUUUGUUGUACAUACAAGGCUGAAAAGGACGCAACACAGAUAAAAAAUGGUUUCGAAAUUUGAGAAAAGAUUGAAAAGAAUUACAAAGAAAAAUGGAAAUUUUGUCCGAAAAUGAUUUGGAUGUCUUUGAUCGAUAUUCGAUGGAUGUUUCAUUGAAUUUCCUAUUUUCCAUCCGUCCUUGAAUAAAAAUUCUAUGCUCAAAAUCGUGGAUCGUGAAUGUUUGUCGAAGAAUUAGUAACUAGUAUGUCGAGUGUGAAUGAAAAAUAUGAAAAAAAUUACGUACAUUGUUUUGUGGGCAGAAAGUUUUUAGAAAUUAGCAGAGAGUUUGAAUAUCGGGAUUGCGUAAAGUUGUCUUCUAUUUGCACGGUUGCCCCAACUUUCAUCGGUCCAACGACUAUGAAAUUCCCAGUGUUGAAAUAUUUGAAACAGGAAAAGUUGAAGAUAUUUUUGUAAGAUCGUACAAAAGGCGCUGUUCGCAAAAAUAAAAUUAUAACGAGAAUGGUACCUGUAAUAUUCGUUCAUAAAAUUGGAUAUUCCUUCGUCGACAAAAUUUUUGUUACAAAAAUCACGAUUGUAUUACAUUGAUUAUAUAUGUUUCUAUUUAUAAUAUUAUAUACAAAUUGUUUAUAAUAUAUUCUAUUUGAUAGAAGGUAUUCGAAUAUUUAGUAUUAAUAAUUUUUUUUUUACCAAGUAUUUGUACAAAAGCGAUUAAAUAAACUGAAUAAAUUUUGAAA